AUCUUCCCCACUCUCACAUCAUUAAAGAACUUAAAAUCCUUAAGAGGCGCUCUUCAACGGUCCCUUUCCCUUUCAAACGGCUAUUUUCCUUUCUCUCUCCUCUCUCUUUCUCUCUCUAAAAACUUUUCAAGUUACUUACAUACACACUUUAACAAUUUCUCCAUCAAAAUUUCAAAACCAAAAAUUUCCUACUUUCCUCACAGUUUCCAAAAAAAACCUAACCCACGUUUUCUCUUUCUCGGGAAGAUCCCGAAUUGCUCACCUCCCUGCUAAGCAAGAAAAUUCCUUAGGCUAAAACGAAGUUCUUAUUCGACACAUUUCUCUUUCAGGUAGAAGAUGUCAAAUCUGCAAGUUGAUCCGCUUCAGCAAGUGGAAACAACAUGUGGAACCCUUUUAUACGAGCUUCAGAUAAUUUGGGAUGAGGUAGGGGAGUCAGACACUGACAGAGAUAGAAUGCUUCUUGAGCUUGAACAAGAGUGUCUAGAAGUUUACCGAAGAAAGGUAGAUAAAGCAAACCGUUGUAGAGCUCAGCUAAGGCAAGCAAUUGCAGAUUCUGAAGCAGAACUCGCAGCCAUCUGUUCUGCAAUGGGGGAACGUCCGGUACAUAUCAGGCAGUCUGAUCAGAAUGCUGGAAGCUUGAAGGAAGAGCUCAGAAAAAUAGUUCCACAGCUGGAGGAAAUGAGGAAAAGGAAAUCUGACAGGAAAAAUCAAUUCCUAGAGGUCUUAGAUGAGAUACGAAAUAUCUCAAAUGAGAUACAAGGAACUUUAGAAUAUAUCUCAUCCAAAACAGUUGAUGAAACCGAUCUAUCCUUGAGAAAGCUUGAAGAAUUGCACAGACAGCUGCACACCCUCCAAACAGAGAAGAGUGAUCGAAUGAAGAAAGUCCAGGACCACCUAUGUACAUUAAACUCUAUUUGCACAGUUCUUGGUAUGGAUUUCAAUCAGACAGUUAAAGAAGUCCAUCCCAGUUUAAGUGAUUCUGAAGGAUCUAAGAAUAUAAGUAACGAAACAAUUGAGAAGUUGGCUGCUGCAAUACAAAAGCUACGAGAGGUUAAACUACAGAGAAUGCAGAGGCUACAAGAUCUUGCAACUACGAUGUUGGAGCUUUGGAACUUAAUGGAUACACCAAUAGAAGAGCAACAGAUGUUUCAGAAUGUUACCCGUAACAUAGCUGCUUCAGAACAUGAAAUAACUGAGCCCAACACUCUUUCAAUUGACUUCAUUAAUUACGUUGAGGCAGAAGUGUCUCGGUUGGAAGAGUUAAAAUCAAGCAAAAUGAAAGAGCUCGUUCUUAAGAAGAGGUCUGAGCUGGAGGAGUUUUGUAGGAGGACACAUAUGGUCCUUGAAGCAGAUAGUGCAAUGGAAUAUGCCAUUGAAGCUAUAGAGUCUGGAACUGUGGACCCUGCUUAUGUCCUUGAACAAAUUGAGCUUCAAAUUGCCAAAGUGAAAGAGGAAGCUUUUAGCAGGAAAGAAAUACUUGAAAAGGUUGAGAAGUGGUUGGGUGCAUGUGAUGAGGAGUGCUGGCUUGAGGAGUAUAACAGGGAUGAUAACCGAUACAAUGCUGGAAGAGGAGCUCAUCUUACUCUCAAGCGUGCUGAGAAAGCUCGUUCUUUGGUUAAUAAACUUCCAGGGAUGGUGGAUGCAUUGGCUUCUAAAACCAUGGCAUGGGAGAAGGAGAGAGGCAUCGAGUUCACAUAUGAUGGUGUCCGGCUUCUUUCAAUGCUAGAAGAGUAUACUUUACUAAGGCAGGAGAAGGAGCAAGAACGUCGAAGGCAGCGGGACCAGAAGAAACUUCAGGGACAGCUGAUAGCAGAACAAGAGGCACUUUAUGGAUCGAAACCAAGUCCAUCAAAGCCUCAAAGUGUUAAAAAGGCUCCUAGAAUGUCAACCGGAGGUGCAGGUAAUAAUAGAAGACUUUCCCUUGGAGGAACAAUGCUUCAGACUCCUAAACUUGAUCCGAGUAAAGCCACUCCUCAUUCACGUCCUGGUAGGAAGAGUGAUAGAGUCCACCAUACUGACCAAUUAAAUUGCAACCCAGAUGAAGGUUUUACAGCUUCAUCCACUGGCAGUAGAGGUUUGGAAGUUCCUGGUCUACCCUUUAAGAAACACUCGUUUGGCACUCGUGAAGUAGAGUCACCCAUGAUGCGGAAACCUUUCUCACCAAUUUCUUCCACGGCGUCUUCGAAGACAAACAUUACGAACUUGUCAGAAGAUCAGAACAUAACACAUAAUGAGACAGUACGGAAAGCACUUCCUACAACCAAUAUGCCAUUCACAACUCCAUUGAAGACUGCUACUAAUGCUACGGAUGAUGAGAAUAGGACUCCAAAGGCAAUGCCAAUUCCUGUGGCUGCUACCCCAUCAACAUUGUCAGUUCCAAUGCAGACGGCUAUGACUCCGGCUCCUCCUCCAAUUCCUUUUGCUGCCAAUAUUGUUGAAGAAGUUCCUGAACAGAUUGAAUACUCUUUCGAGGAAAUCAGAGCUGGUUUUGUGCUUCCCAAGACACAUAUGAAGUCGAUGAUACAAGUAUGAUGAUAGUGUGACUUUCUGGGAACUUGUAGGUUACUUUUGUGGACUUGAGAGCAUUUUAUUGUUAUUUUUUCAUUAUUUUUUGACAUCUUCUAAUUUUCAAGUCAAUUUGUAAAUUGGCUUCUCUGAAUUGUGUACAUAGUCUACGAUCACUGAACGUGGACUAAAAUGUCUGAACCUGUUCUCUCAUGAUCAAUGUGAUCUUAUACUGUCCAAUUAGCUUUCGUUUCAAUUUAUCUGAGAUAAGGUUUUUUGUUUA
Messenger RNA from Ziziphus jujuba (common jujube), 2788 nucleotides. RefSeq names its product 65-kDa microtubule-associated protein 3. Bases 337 to 2532 code for a protein of 731 amino acids. The record is from RefSeq and is a predicted model, not a curated record. Gene Ontology annotation, biological process: microtubule cytoskeleton organization. Lineage: Eukaryota; Viridiplantae; Streptophyta; Magnoliopsida; Rosales; Rhamnaceae. The transcript has 13 exons. Gene Ontology annotation, molecular function: microtubule binding. Gene Ontology annotation, cellular component: spindle; cytoplasm.